Perca fluviatilis (European perch) is the source of this 1367-nucleotide messenger RNA. Its product is annotated as membrane-spanning 4-domains subfamily A member 18-like. Gene Ontology annotation, cellular component: membrane. NCBI's taxonomy places the organism in Eukaryota, Metazoa, Chordata, Actinopteri, Perciformes, Percidae. The transcript is spliced from 9 exons. The record is from RefSeq and is a predicted model, not a curated record. The coding region runs from base 1 to 528 and encodes 175 amino acids.
AUGUCGACGUCUACGUCUAUAACUACAGCGGCGGGCGGCGUGCUCGUGGUCACCCAUGUCAUCCCGGCACCUCAGGGUGCUGCGACACAAAACUCUGCAGAGAAGAAGAACCACCGGGAACAACUGCUGGCCCUCGGGACGGUGCAGAUCAUGAUCGGCCUGGCCGUCUUUCUCUUUGAGCUCGCCAUGAUUCCAGAUACAUAUACUCUGGGGUUUAACUCCGGCGCUUUCAUCUGGGCCCCGCUGUUUGACAUCUUGUCUGGAUCUCUGAUGGUGUCUGCUGGGACAUCGCUGAACAAAUGUCGGGUGAAUGGAGGUGUGGGACUCAGUGUUGUUGCUGCUGUUGCUUCUGGUGCUGCUGCCUCCAUCUACGUUCUGGAUGUUUUGGAUGUAACUGGAUACCUGUUCCAGAGAUAUGAUUCUAACCAUCCUCACUACUACUACCACCACAACUAUUACAAUGACUCCUCUGUGACCGUGAAGCCUCAGGAAUACAACACCGACAUCACGGGCGUCAGUUUGGUUUGAAAUGUGCUCAGGACAGAGACGCAUUCGGAAGUGCAUUUCCAGAAGUACUGGGUAUCUCUCUUGCUACUGACUCUAGAACUCAUCUCUCUCCUGUCAUUCAGGCAUCUCCUGCUGCUGACUCUAGAACUCAUCUCUCUCCUGUCAUUCAGGUAUCUCUCCUGCUGUUGACUCUAGAACUCAUCUCUCUCCUGUCAUUCAGAUCAACAUGAAGAUCUCUAUCUUUGCUGGUGUUCUGCUGAUCUCUGCUGCUCUCAUGUUCCUGGGACCAGAACCUGCAGAUGCUGGUAAAAAGAAAAAGGUUUGGACAUCUCUGGAUCUCUCUGGGCAGGAAACUAAGGCUGAGAAGUUUGUUAAUGAUUUUGAUAGAAAUCAUAUCAUCUCGGAUAUGAUUGCUGAUAAUUUUUAUAAUUGUAAGGAUGUGAUGGAACGCAGAAAUCUCUUGGCCCCGAACAGCAACAAAUGUAAGCCCUCCAAUACCUUCAUCUUUGGGAAGUAUGCUGACAUCAGAGCCGCCUGUGAUAGAGAUGACAAAACAACCACAGAACCUUUCCAAGGUGUUAAAUGCAUGACUAGAGACACACACCCUCAUCCAUGCGAGUAUGUUGUUCAGCGUGACAAUCAAAAAGGGAAAGUUAAAGUCGACUGUGUCAAUGGUAAUCCUGUUCACUUUGUAGGGUUUGUUCAUCCUUAAGCCUUGCCACAGUAAUUAUCACCUUAUGAAUCGGAGUAAUCUAGUAAUACCUGAUGAACCAGAGUAAUCUAUUACUACCUGAUGUAUCAGAGUAAUCUAUUACUACCUGAUGAAUAAAUCCUGUUGAAUAAAACAGUUCAACUCUUAA